Trifolium pratense (red clover) is the source of this 1159-nucleotide messenger RNA. RefSeq lists its product as uncharacterized. Lineage: Eukaryota; Viridiplantae; Streptophyta; Magnoliopsida; Fabales; Fabaceae. Bases 237 to 1052 code for a protein of 271 amino acids. The transcript is spliced from 3 exons. The record is from RefSeq and is a predicted model, not a curated record.
AUGCUGGUAAAAUAUAUACGGCGGAGCUUUUCAAAGAAGUUAGACAUGAAAUAUUGAAAGCCGGUGAAUUGAUAGUUAGGGAGAAAAGCGAAGUCGGGGGUAGGAAGGCUUAUAGAUUGACAAAAUAUUGUAAGGAUGGUUAUGAAAGAAGUGUUGUUUAUGAUGGUUCGACAUUUGAGUGUUCAUGUAAGAGGUUUGAGUCCCGUGGCAUUCCGUGUUCUCAUAUUUUUUACGUAAUGAAGGAAGAACACGUUGAUCGUAUCCCAAGCAAUUUGGUUUUGACGCGAUGGACCAAGGAUGCAAAAAUUCAGUUUUUGAACACCAGCAAUUUUAAUGAUAAUGUUGAUUUGAAUACGAUUGCCGAAGCUCGUUUUGGUUCAUAUUGUACUGUUUUAACAGAGUUCUGCAAAGAAGCUUCAAAAAAAGAUGGUGUUUAUGCACAAAUAAUGGAAGACCUGAUGCAGCUGAAAAAAAAGUAUUGCAGUAAAGAUGAUGAUGCAAUCGGUACACAAAAGUCAGCAGUAGGCGAUCCAGUUAUGGUUAAGUGUAAAGGUGCUCCAAAGAAAAAGAAUAAUGUCGCAAAAUCUGGCAGGCGCCGUUCAAAUGGCAAAAAUACAACUCCUAAUUCGAAGAGAUGUUCGGGUAAACAACAAACGACAGAACAAGUGGCAGAACCGAAUGUCGAUUUGUACUCGGUGUCGAUUUCUGAUUCUGUAAGCCAAAUUGCUGAGAAAAGGAAAAGAAAAGAAGCUUGCAAUGUUCAAAGAAGUGUGCAAAACAAAACUUUGUAUCCGCCGAGAUACCGCGCUGCUACCGUUACGACACCUGAACAUAUGGAAUUACAGAGCACAAGCAGAAUUAUGAAUCAACAACUGUAUCCUAUGAUGCCUAUCGUACAUCCGAUGAUUCAACCGAUGCCCCUACAACCCAUAUACCCAAUGUAUGGACUGCAACCUGGAAUGCAACAAGGAAUGCAACAUGGAACGAAUGUUGGUCAAAGUUCAUGCUAUGGUCUGCUACAACAUGUUAUGAAAUCUGCUAAGAAUGAUUGACUAUUUUGAGUAGAUUUGAAUGUAUUUUGGUAAUAGUUAGGUAAUGUUUAUGGAUGAUUUUGGGUGUAAUGUUUGUGGAUAAUUAUUUUGGAGAUAUUGAAACAAAA